Molecule: messenger RNA, 1226 nt
Organism: Pseudocercospora fijiensis CIRAD86
Lineage: Eukaryota; Fungi; Ascomycota; Dothideomycetes; Mycosphaerellales; Mycosphaerellaceae
Exons: 1
Coding region: 481-888 (135 amino acids)
Source: RefSeq, a predicted model, not a curated record
CGCCUGCUCCGCCGCCCUCUCUCACGCCUGAUCUUCACCAUCGCCGGUGACGCUGCCGACCACCCACACUCUUUUGAAUCGGCCUCCGCCAUACGCUCAUUUGCACCAUACAACAACACUCACUUGAACGUCUAGACGACGUGUCACACGCUCGUGCAGCUUCAACGACAGUCCUUCUCGUGCUUUCGCCGUUAGAUUUCCAGCGCAGACCAGCAUAUUCCAUUGGACCUGGAGUCAAACGAGACAGUAUCAGCCAUCGCCUAGAAGUCGACAAGUCUCGCAGCAGAAGUCUCAAUCAACACAUCGUCUUGGCUCACGCAACGACUUGUGUUUGAUCGGCAAACAUCAUCGCUAUCGACGACAUCCAUCAUCAAAACGAUCGACGUCAACGGAAACAAUCGAGCAUUCCGGCUUUUCGUCAUCUUGCAUCGAUUCCAGAUCUUCCAAGAGUACCAGCUGCCCGGAUAGACUCAUUCCAUCAUGCGAUUCUUGGAGUUUUCGGCGCUCGCCGCCGGUCUCGUCGCUGCUGUUCCCCAUGAGGUCCAGCCAUAUGGUGCAAUGACCACCAGCGCACCAGUGACGUCCGCAACGACGACCCAAUACACCACGGUAACGGUGUUCCGUGUGGCGACGACCAUUACAGCGACACGCAACGGCACCAUGGCGACAUACGAGAGCACGAGCACUGAAACCUCACCACUCGCCGCAGCGACAGCUCCGUACCGCACAGGUGCAUUGUACGGCUACGGCAACAGCACAGCAGUCGGUACUGGCGCGUUACCGAGCGCGACUUACUCAGGCCCUGCCUCAACUGGCGCUGCCGGCAAGUUGAACGUCCAGGCUUUCGGCCUGGCCGCUGCUGUCGGCGUCAUUGGACUUCUUGUCUGAUCUUGUUGAGCAUAACAAAAUAUCACUUGAUAUGGUUUCUUGCAUGAAUCUGAAUUGGCGACGAUUUCGAUUUCAUUGCCCUCUUUGGCAGCUUGCCGCAUUCCGAUGUUGUUACGAGAUUACGUGUGACGGGAGCGAAUAGCUGUUGAUUCUUUCUGUUUGGCCACCUUGGGCAAGCGAGAUCACCAACAUGGACCGCCGUUGUGUUUUUGGAGCGCUGAUCGACGACGAAGAGAUACCACCAUGUUUUUGAUUGUUUUUGCGAGUUCUUGUGUGUAGUUUCAACCUAUUAGGUCAGACAAGAGAAAUUCGGAAAGGUGCUUACUAGUACUAUGAAC